UUGGGUUUGUCCGCAGCGCUAAUUAAUUUUUCCAAAGGCUGGGAGGGCUUCACUCCAGCCCAGGAUCUUGCUGCUGCCGCCACCACCAGCCCUUCGCCUCCUCCUCUUCUGCACUGCACAGACCAGUCGCUGGGGCCCCUCCACUGCAAUAAAAUGUUUGACGGCUCCCUCCUGCCUCUCUUAUUUCCUUUCCUGCUGCUCUGGGGACAGGACAUCGCUACAGCCGGCGGCGCGGAGCUGGAAGUGGCCAUCCCGCAGCGAGUGGCGCUGGAGAAGAUCCACCUGCUGCAGCCGGCCGGGGCCGGGCACGGGAGCAGCCCCCGGCGCCGGCGCUCGCCGCCCGAGGAGGAGGCCGUGCUGCUCCGCCUGGCUGCCUCCGGCCGGGAGCUCUACCUGCACCUCCGGCGGGACCUGCACUUCCUCGCGCGGGGCUUCGCGGUGGAGGAGCCGGGAGAGGCCCGGGCCCGCCGCCGCCCCCCGGCCGAGCAGCUCUGCUUCUACACGGGCCACGUGCUGAACAGCAGCGACUCCUUCGCCUCCCUCAGCACCUGCGCCGGGCUGAUUGGCUAUAUCCAGAUUGGAACAGAACAGCUGCUAAUACAACCCGUAAAUAUCUCAGAGACCUCAUUCAGUGGAAGAGAGCAUUUCAUCAGGCACAAACGAGCCUCAAAAUCCACCUAUUCUGCUAAGUCCCAGGUCCCUGCCGAGCACUGCAAAGUCGUAUCAGAAAAGAAGAGACAAAAGAAGAUGAAACCAGCAAAUGACUGGCGAGAGCGAAGAAAUGCCAUCCGACUCACCAAUGAGUAUACAGUAGAAACCCUGGUAGUGGCUGAUGCUGAUAUGGUGCAGUACCAUGGAGCUGAGGCAGCCCAAAGGUUCAUCCUCACAGUUAUGAACAUGGUGUACAAUAUGUUUCAGCACCAGAGCCUCGGAAUUAAAGUCAGCAUUCGAGUGACCAAGCUAGUCCUCCUUCGAAACCGUCCUGCAAAACUGUCCAUUGGGCACCAUGGAGAGAGGUCUCUGGAGAGUUUUUGUCACUGGCAAAAUGAAGAGUAUGGUGGAGCAAAGUAUCUUGGUAAUAAUCAGGUUCCUGGUGCAAGAGAUGAUACCCCUCCUGUGGACGCUGCUGUCUUUGUUACCAGGACAGAUUUCUGCGUACACAAAGACGAACCCUGUGACACAGUGGGGAUCGCUUACCUGGGAGGUGUAUGCAGUGCCAAGAGGAAGUGUGUCCUUGCUGAAGACAAUGGUCUCAAUCUGGCAUUUACCAUAGCACAUGAACUUGGGCACAACAUGGGGAUGAGCCAUGACGAUGAUCAUUUGUCCUGCGCAGGAAGAUCUCACAUAAUGUCUGGAGAAUGGGUGAAGGGCAGGAACCCCAGUGACCUUUCUUGGUCUUCCUGCAGCCGUGACGACCUUGAAAACUUCCUAAAGUCCAAGGUGAGCACCUGUUUGCUGGUAACAGACCCCCGAAGCCAGUAUGCCCUGCGGCUUCCUCACAAGCUGCCAGGGAUGCACUACAGCGCCGAUGAACAGUGCCAGAUCCUAUUCGGGACCAAUGCCACUUUCUGUAAGAAUAUGGAGCAUUUGAUGUGUGCUGGGCUGUGGUGCUUGGUGGAAGGAGACACGUCUUGUAAAACCAAGCUGGAUCCCCCUCUGGAUGGCACAGAAUGUGGCACAGACAAGUGGUGCCGAGCUGGGGAAUGCGUCAGUAAAACUCCCAUUCCUGAGCACGUCGAUGGAGACUGGAGCAUGUGGAGUCAAUGGAGCAUGUGCAGCAGGACAUGUGGCACCGGUGCCCGAUUCAGACAGCGGAAAUGCGACAAUCCCCCCCCUGGGCCAGGAGGCAAGAACUGCCGGGGAGCCAGUGUGGAACACACAGUUUGUGAAAAUUUACCCUGCCCUAAAGGAGCGCCUAGCUUCAGGGACCAGCAGUGCCAGUCUCAUGACAGAUAUACCAACAAGAAGAAAAGCCUCUUGACAGCUGUCAUCAUUGAUGAUAAGCCGUGUGAACUCUUCUGCUCUCCUCUGGGGAAGGAGUCUCCUGUGCUGGUGGCAGACAGGGUUCUUGAUGGUACUCCAUGUGGGCCUUAUGAGACUGACCUCUGCGUACAUGGCAAGUGCCAGAAAAUCGGCUGCGAUGGGAUCAUUGGCUCAGCUGCCAAAGAGGAUCGUUGUGGAAUCUGCAACGGAGAUGGCAAAACCUGUAAAGUGGUGAAAGGAGACUUCAACCACACCAAGGGGAUGGUAACCAAUAGUCAUUGUAAGAAGGUUUCCACGUGUGUGAUGGCAAAGGCAAAGGCUGUUCCCAAGUGUUUCUCGUGUUAUAUUGAAGCAGCUGUGAUCCCUGCGGGUGCUCGACGGAUCCGAGUGGUGGAGGAUAAACCUGCCCACAGUUUUCUGGCUUUAAAAGAUUCCAGUAAGAGAUCCAUUAACAGCGACUGGAAAAUUGAGCUUCCUGGUGAGUUUCAGAUCGCAGGCACUACUGUCCGGUACGUGCGAAGGGGUCUAUGGGAGAAAAUGUCUGCCAAAGGACCAACUAAAAUACCACUGCACUUGAUGGUGCUGUUAUUUCACGACCAGAAUUAUGGAAUUCAUUACGAAUACACCAUUCCUGUCAACUAUACCGCCGAAAACAGAAGCGAGCCAGAAAAACAACAGGAUUCUUUGUACAUCUGGACACACAGCGGAUGGGAAGGAUGCAGUGUGCAGUGUGGAGGAGGUGAACGUAAAACCGUUGUGUCCUGUACUAGAAUCGUUAACAAGACUAUGAUGCUGGUGAAUGACAGUGACUGCCAGCGUGUGAUGCGCCCUGAACCCCAAGUCAGGAGAUGUAACACACACCCCUGCCAGUCACGGUGGGUGACAGGCCAUUGGAGUUCUUGCUCUGCCACCUGCGAGAAAGGCAUCCAGUACCGGGAAGUGACUUGUGUUUAUCAGUUGCAGAAUGGCACCUAUGUUAACACCAGAGACUUCUACUGCUUGGGCAACAAACCCACACCAAUACAAAGCUGUGACGGCCAGGACUGCCUUUCUAUCUGGGAGGCUUCAGAAUGGUCAAAGUGCUCAGCGGAUUGCGGCAGGGGAAUCCAGAAGAGAACAGUAAUGUGCACGAAUUCUCAAGGGAAAUGCGAUGCAGCCACCAGGCCAAGGGACGAGGAAGAGUGUGAGGAUCACACAGGCUGUUAUGAGUGGAAAACAGGGGAUUGGUCUAAGUGCUCCUCAACCUGCGGGAAGGGCCUCCAGUCACGUGUGGUGCAGUGUAUGCACAAAGUCACCGGCCGGCAUGGCAACGAGUGCCCUGUCCUAUCCAAGCCAGCAGCCUACAGGCAGUGUCACCAAGAGGUCUGCAAUGAGAAGAUAAAUGUCAACACAAUUACCUCGCCCAGACUUGCUGCUCUCACAUAUAAGUGUACAGGAGACCAGUGGACAGUGUACUGCAGGGUGAUCCGUGAGAAGAACCUGUGCCAGGACAUGAGAUGGUAUCAACGCUGCUGCCAGACAUGCAGAGACUUUUACGCAAACAAGAUGCAGCAGAAGAGUUAAUGAAUUGGUGCUGCCGCUUAGGGUAUUACAGCUAUUUCUAUGUAAAUCAUGAACUAGUAGCUCUGAGUACUGGAACUUAAUGAGUUGCUACAAUGUGGUGGAUUCCAAAGCAUACCUAAUAAGACUUGAAACUAAUUCUGCAGACUGGAUGUACCAAAGUAAUCCACUCAUCCACCUUAAAAAGAGUCAUCUCAAGGAGCCAAUCACGUAGAAUUUUAUUGUGUUUUGACAUCAUUACAUUUUUCAUUAAUGCUUUUUACUUUAAUAUAUUAUUACCAGCCACUGGAUGGCUUGCUACCAUUUGAAAAAAAAAAAAAAAAAGACAAGAGUUGCAACGUGAUUAAAUUGACUAAAGUCAUGUGUACCUCAGUGGGAGAAAGCCUCUGGCAAAUAACUCAGCAAACGUGCAGACAUUACUUAAUGCUUCAACCUUGGCUUCCAUCUGAUGCUCUUAAUUCCCAACAGUUAGCAUGCUGUGGGGUGGGCUUGGAGGGACACACACAGAUGAAAUGCUUAAUUUAAAAGGGGGUUUUGCUAUAAAAGCUUGUGAAAACCGAUAGCAGAGGAUGGAUGUCUCUGAAAUUUCUGCAGAAAGCUCAGCACAGUUUUAUCCAACAUUCCAUUUAAUGUAAUUAGAAAAAAAAAAACUAAUUGGGAAUUCCUUCUCCUGUCUGGUUCUGAAAACAUAUCCCCCUCUCUUUAUUUAAAAAAACAUGUGUUUUCUUUUAUGGUGCCUUACUCUCCUCAAUGAGUUUAAAGAAAUGGAAGCUAAUUAACCCAGGAGCAGACAGUUAAUUUUAAGCCAGAACCACUUGCAUGAGAUGGAAGUAGCUGGAAAUCAUUUAAACUUAUACAGUUUGUUGGGGAGAGGUUGUUUUUAACCUCCUCUUUCCAAUUUUUGGAAUUCGAUCUGAUAAUGAGACAGAAUGCUAUUUCUUAAGGGUAUUGUGAAACCAACUAGGGUUGGCACAUACCCGAAACAGAGAUCAGAACAGCAUUUGCAGGAAGGGUAACUUAGAGACCAAGCAGAUCUUUCCCCUCUCUAGGAUGUAUACAUCAUAAAUCCUUUUGAGACAGAAAGGGAGCAGUUAGUAGACUUUCAGGGUGAAAUUCUGAGCUAAUUGAAGCCAAAAUGGCAAAACUCCUAUUGCCUUCAGUAGGGCCAGGGUUUCACACUCAGGCUAUGCCUACACUGGCAAUUGAACGACAAAACUUUUGUCUUUCAGAAAAAAACAACCCAAAAGACAAAAGUUUUGCCAGCAACUAGCGCCAGUGUGAACAGUGUGCCAGACUCUCCUGCCAACGACGCAAACACCGCUUGUUGGGGGUGGAAGUGUUUUGUCGGCAGGAGAGCCGAGAAACAGCGGCUACACAGUGCGACUUUUAGCGGCACAGCUGUAGUGAGACAGCCAUGUCGCUAAAAGCUGUGUAGUAUAACUGUAGCAUCAGUCUUGUUUCCGUUUGCUUUGUUACCUUGUGUUCCUUUAAUCAGGACAGUUGGAGAGUGCUGUGUAAAUGAUAGUGCCUUACAUGUGUCUAAACUUCAGACCGAAUUCUUCCCUGAGAUUUAAAUGGGAGCUCCACACAGGGCAGAAUUUGGUUUAGUGAGUGUUACAGUCGAUCAAUGUCUCGCUGCCAUAUCUAACUCAGGCUAUGUGUAUGCUACAGCCGGAAUCCACGCACUGAGAUCGAUCCACCGGUGGUCAAUUUAGCAGGUCUAGUGAAGACCCACCAAAUGGACAGUAGAUCACUCUCUAGUCAACCCUUGUACUCUACCCCCAACGAGAAGAGUUAGGUAAGUCGACAGGAGAGUUUCUGCCGUCAACCCCUCACGGUGUAGACCCCACGGUAACUCAACCUAAGGUAUGUCGACUCCAGCUACGUGAAUAACACAGCUGGAGUUGCGUAGCAUAGGUCAGCUUAGUGUAGACAUAGCCUCAGACGCGUAUCCUUUCCCUUGCCAAGCUCCGCUGCCAUGCGUGCCGUGGGUAGGUUACACUCACGCUCUGUGAAAUCAGCCGAGCCUUAUGGGUGAAUUAUAGGUUUAUACUCGCUUUAGAGACAUAUGUUAAUAUUUAUGAUUUUGGAGAUGGGCACAGAACAAAACCCAGUCCCCGGCACUAAACAUUGGGAAAGUCUGGAUCCGAAUGUGGGCAUUGUGGCUCAUGCCUCUCUCUCGUGUUAUUGCUACUAUUGCCUUCCUUUAAUGUGCCGAGGGAUAAAGGCAUUUAGUACUUAACAUUUUUAAACAACAUUUUCUCCCUUAUUAAGACUGUUCCAGUAUCCAGGAGCUCAGUGAAAUAAUUUGUUAUGGCUUUAUUAAGGGCUGAGCUUUCAAACAUAGGAACCUAAGUUCCAUCUGCAGACAGGUAACUGCAUAUGCAUCCACAUUUGCAUGGGCAAAAUGUGUCCUUGCUUGUGCAACUGGGCUUGUGCACCCAAGUGCUGAUCUGCACGCACAAAGGCACAUUUGUGUACACAAUUACCUCUCUGUAAGUGCUUGGCCCUAACAGAUCUGUGUUCUGCAUACUAGAUAGUUUUUGUGUGUGAGGGAAAUGAUUCUAAUUUGGUGGUGGUUAUACCGGUGGCCCUUUGGGUAAGUUCCUUUUAAAAUCAGAAUUAAACCUUUUCCUCCUACUUCUAACCUUGGGUCCAAAUUCAGAGGUGACAUAGUUGGUUGUGUAAGUUACCACAUAGCAUAAGUCAGUAUAAAAUGGUGUAGUUAAUGCAGAAAGAGAGGUGGGGGGAAUGUAGCUGAUUGACAGUCAUGGUAUAAAAAACAAAAUUGACAGACUAGGCAGAUAAACAGGUAAUGAGAAAGUGCAAGAAGGUAUGAGAUCAAGCAGAGAGCGCCUGCUUUACCUUAAGAAUGCCUGUUAGUUUUUCCUGCUAUACUCUCCCCAUUCAGUCCCUUGACAUGUAAGUUACACCCCUUUACCCCAGCCUACUGACAUGCCCCUCACUCUGCCAUUCACGGCCCCCAUUGUAAAGUGAUUUGCAUCCCUGUUAGGGUUUGGGAUUUUCUUAAAGGGUAAGAUUUCAGCUCACAGUGUGGCUUGACUCUGUGCAAUGCCACAUCCUUGCAUGCCGUUUGACAGCAUGUUACUUGUGUUGUUUUAUGCUGUCAUGUGAUUUACCCCAAGACCCUUUCAUUCUGUUCAGAGUGAUAAGAAAUGGAUUUCUUAAGUAGUGGGAGUUUUUUCACCUCCUCAAGGCCCUGAUCCAGCCCCCUCUGCAGUCAAUAGAAAUACUCCCAUUGACGUCAGCGGGGUUUGGGGCCAGGCCCCAGUUUGCGUCCAUAUAAUGAGACAUGAAUCUGCUGGUUUAAUGGAUGGAUUUCUUUUGACUGAGCAAAAAUGUCAUUUAUUUCUGAGCCGAAAUCCUCCUACGUUAAAAACAGAGCCCCAUUUGUAUUACUUGAUCUCCUGAUGACCCUAAAUCCCGUCCCAUUUUGUAAGGGCCAAAACUAUCAACAAAAAUGUUUAAUUCUGCACUUUUGCUUUGUAUCAUUUUAUAGACGCUUUUACUAUGAAUUUACAGCUACGCUCUCUCCUCAGUUACUACAUACCAGUGAAAAGAAAGCUGUUUAUUUCAGUGUAGCCAUGACGAUAUUUUUUUUUUGUUCAUAAGAGAUUGACGCUCUUUGAUUACAGUGGUGGUAUUUCCAUAUUGUAAACAAUACUCUCUGUACUGUUACUAAAGUACUGUACAUUUCUAGUUGCACAGUUGUGUUACGGAGUGUAGAUUCUCACUAUCUUAUGUAUGGUGCUAUUUCUGUGUUGUUGGUGGAAAAGAAAUCUUAGCAGUUGAUUAUUGCUUGAUAUUUUAUUAUAAUACAGGGAUAUAUCCUCCAUGGCAAUAAUAGCAUUUAAGGUUCUCAUUACAGAGUGAAAUGUAUAUAUUUUUCCAUUAGUUAAUUUACAUAUGUACUGUAUCCAUGGUUUAAAAAAAAAUUGUGCUGGCUAUAAAUAGAAAAAAAAAGUCAAGCAGAAUGGAACUAGUUGUAAAUGAAAAUCAAAAAGAGAGGAUUGUUCCAUUCUGAAACAGAUUGAAUAGGUUUAAUAGUAAAUUAAUUUUUCCAUAACAAUCUUAUAAGGUUUAUGAACUUGAAAAAAUGCAAAGCAAAACCAAACAGCUAACUGUGAAAAUAAAGAAGUAGUAAGUCUGUAAGUAACACAUGGUGCAUCUGUCUAAUACUUGACUGAGACUUGGAUUCAGAUGAGUCCAGGACCCACCAUUGACAUCUGUGGUAGGUGUAAAAGGUCAUUUGUCAGUGAAAUACUGGCAGCUUGGGAUUCCCAGGGUGCUAACAAAUCAUGAACUGAUGGGUCUCGUCUCAAUGUGGUUGCAAAAUAACAUACAGGGAAUGUUAAUAUGUAGCUAAUGCCAAGUGAGUUCUUUGGUCGGUGACACACAACAGAAGAAAAUGCCUGGCUGGAAAAACUGAUCUAGGCUCCAUUUGGGGGAAGCUGCAUAGGUCUUUGGAGUCUGUUGGGAGGAUAAAGCUUUUGCAUGGGGGGAGGGGGUUUUAUAAGCACAUUUCAGAGAGUUUUCUUUCAAUGUAUCUUAGACUCAAGGUCAAGUGGCAGCCACACUGUAUGUUUAAUGGUAGCUGCCGCACAGACGCAGCCUUAUGAUGAAGGUUGCUGAGCAUGUGGAAAUUCUAUUGGAGUAAAGAUGAUCCCAUCCAUUUGA
Mauremys reevesii (Reeves's turtle) is the source of this 8241-nucleotide messenger RNA. RefSeq names its product ADAM metallopeptidase with thrombospondin type 1 motif 17 (gene ADAMTS17). Gene Ontology annotation, cellular component: extracellular matrix. Gene Ontology annotation, biological process: extracellular matrix organization; proteolysis. NCBI's taxonomy places the organism in Eukaryota, Metazoa, Chordata, Testudines, Geoemydidae. Gene Ontology annotation, molecular function: metalloendopeptidase activity. The coding region runs from base 154 to 3546 and encodes 1130 amino acids. The record is from RefSeq and is a predicted model, not a curated record. The transcript is spliced from 24 exons.